This is a messenger RNA of Nerophis lumbriciformis (worm pipefish), 1371 nucleotides long. The record is from RefSeq and is a predicted model, not a curated record. NCBI's taxonomy places the organism in Eukaryota, Metazoa, Chordata, Actinopteri, Syngnathiformes, Syngnathidae.
AUGGCCGGCUGGGGAACCUUCUUUUUUUCCCUCCUCAAUUACAAGACAGAAAAAUAUGUUAUCGCCGAGAACAGGAAGAUCGGAAUACUUUUUCGAAUCUACCAACUGGCUGUGCUUGGAUACAUAAUCGGGUGGGUGUUUGUCAUGAAGAAGGGCUACCAAGAGAGAGAGGAGGCCAUCCAGUCCUCUGUCAUCACCAAGCUCAAAGGUGUCACUCUGACCAACAACUCCGAGAGCGGGCUUCACCUCUGGAGCUCGGAGGACUACGUCAUUCCACCAAAUGGUGAACAGGUUUUCUUCGUGGUAACAAAUUACAUCGAGACCCCCAAUCAGAGACUGGGUUUCUGUGCAGAGAGUUUCAAAGUACCCGACGGGCAGUGUCUUAGCGAUGAUGACUGCAUUGAAGGAGAGACUGUCAUAGCAGGACAUGGGAUUAAAACAGGCUUGUGUAUAAACAGCACCGGGACCUGUGAGAUCCAUGCCUGGUGUCCUGUAGAAUACAGCAAGAGACCCACAGUGCCAUUACUGAGCCAAGCUGAGAACUUCACCGUUUACAUUAAGAACUUCAUCAGGUUUCCAAAGUUCGACUUCUCCAAGUCCAACGUUCUUGACAACGCUGAUGACAGUUACUUGAAAAGAUGCUCCUAUGACCAUGUCGACCAUCCUUACUGUCCCAUUUUUCGGCUCGGAGAUCUGAUCAAAUGGGCUGGACACGAUUUCCAAGACAUGGCUGCCAAGGGCGGCUCUGUUGGCAUCCUAAUAGAGUGGUACUGUGAUUUGGAUAAAGAUUACUCUAAAUGUAACCCACAGUAUAGUUUCACCCGUUUGGACAACAACGUGAACAACUCUGUCACAUCAGGAUACAACUUCAGAUACGCCAAAUACUUCAAGGAUCAAAAUGGGGAAAACUUUCGCACUUUGUAUAAAGUAUAUGGGAUUCGCUUUGACAUCAUGAUCAAUGGACAGGCAGGGAAAUUUAAUAUUAUUCCCACAAUAAUCGCCAUUGGUUCUGGAGUUGCUCUUCUAGGAAUCGGAGCCUUUGUGUGCGAUAUGAUCUUGCUGUACAUGAUGAACACCAGCUCCUUCUAUCGAAACAAGAAAUUUGAGAUCAUCAAUUUCAAGAAAGAGCGGAACUCAAUCAGGGAAAAGAAGACACGGGAAAGGUUAAGAAAAUCCAAGAAAUUAGCUUUAGAAAAAGAGGCUGUCAAUACCACGAAUGAGGAUAUCGAAGCCACGGGGGCUCAGAACGAGCCCAACAAGGACAAGCGGGGUCCCACCAUUCCACGCAACACGGGGCAGCGGUACACUUCUACCCUCUCUCCCCAGGGUGCAGAACCAAAGCAUCACAUCACGUUCGCCUCACGCAAUUGA